Molecule: messenger RNA, 825 nt
Organism: Penicillium coprophilum
Lineage: Eukaryota; Fungi; Ascomycota; Eurotiomycetes; Eurotiales; Aspergillaceae
Product: alpha/beta hydrolase
Exons: 1
Coding region: 1-825 (274 amino acids)
Biological process (GO): protein depalmitoylation
Cellular component (GO): cytoplasm
Molecular function (GO): carboxylic ester hydrolase activity; palmitoyl-(protein) hydrolase activity
Source: RefSeq, a predicted model, not a curated record
AUGGAGUUCCCUAAACCCCACAUCCAUCAUCCCCGUGUCUCCCACACCCACACGGUUAUCCUACUACAUGGUCGCGGCAGCGAUGGCCCUGAGUUCGCCGAAGAGCUUUUCUCAUCUUCAACCUCUAGGAGUAAAAACCUACCCUCCUGUUUACCCUCCUAUCGCUGGGUAUUUCCAACCUCCCGCGACCGAUGGAGCACUACAUUCGAAGAGGAAAUGUGCACCUGGUUUGAUGCCUAUUCCUUACACGAUAUCCACGAACGACAGGAACUGCAGAAAGACGGAAUCAGAGAAUCAAUCUUACACAUUCUCGAGAUUCUCAAAGAGGAAUCUCGACUACUCGAUGGGCGAUUUUCGCAUAUCUAUCUCGGAGGUAUGAGUCAGGGGAUGGCAACCGCCUUGUGGACGUUCUUAGCGGCAACUGCGAUGGGCCGAGUCCAAGGCCCAUUAGGUGGUUUGCUAGGCUUUUGCGGUUGGUUACCCUUCGCACAGCAGCUCGAGCAGUUGGUAUCCGAAUCAUCACUGAGUCCCGGCAGUUCUCAGGCACAGAGUCUAGUGUCCGGAUUUUUCUUUGACGAACUUGCCGGUGAGAUAUCGCGCUCUGAUCAGCCAGCCGACUAUUCUAUCUUGUCUACGCCUGUGUUUUUAAGUCAUGGAUCAGACGAUCCAUGGGUAUCUGUGGAGCUUGGGCGGCAGGCAUCUCAAGUUCUGCGAAGAAUUAUGGUACGCGUCGACUGGCAGGAGUUCACGGGGGCAGAGGGUGACGGUCACUGGGUUAAGGAACCGGAGGGUUUUGACCAGAUCCUAAAGUUCCUUGAGGGUUGA